Messenger RNA from Saccostrea echinata, 1972 nucleotides. Its product is annotated as ras-related protein Rab-2. The transcript has 8 exons. The record is from RefSeq and is a predicted model, not a curated record. Gene Ontology annotation, cellular component: Golgi apparatus. Gene Ontology annotation, molecular function: GTPase activity; GTP binding. The coding region runs from base 91 to 726 and encodes 211 amino acids. NCBI's taxonomy places the organism in Eukaryota, Metazoa, Mollusca, Bivalvia, Ostreida, Ostreidae.
UCCACGUAUUAGAACUUCCGGUGUUCUCGUGACGUCAAACUUUUUUUCAUCAACAAAUCGAGGAUCUACGCCAAUAAUUAGAAGCAGAAGAUGUCAUAUGCAUACCUUUUCAAGUAUAUUAUAAUAGGAGAUACAGGAGUGGGGAAGUCAUGUCUUCUGCUUCAGUUCACAGACAAAAGAUUUCAACCUGUCCAUGACUUAACAAUAGGUGUGGAAUUUGGAGCUCGAAUGAUAACUAUAGAUGGAAAACAAAUAAAACUACAGAUCUGGGAUACAGCAGGACAGGAGUCAUUCCGCUCCAUCACAAGGUCGUACUACAGAGGUGCAGCGGGAGCAUUGUUAGUGUACGACAUCACAAGGCGUGAUACAUUCAACCACCUGACUACUUGGCUGGAGGAUGCUCGUCAACAUUCCAACUCCAACAUGGUCAUCAUGUUAAUCGGUAACAAAAGUGACUUGGAGGCCAGAAGAGAUGUGAAGAAAGAAGAGGGUGAGGCAUUUGCCAGAGAACAUGGCCUUAUCUUCAUGGAGACUUCUGCUAAAACAGCAGCCAAUGUAGAAGAGGCUUUUAUAAAUACAGCCAAAGAAAUUUAUCAAAAGAUUCAGGAUGGUGUGUUUGAUAUAAAUAAUGAGGCCAAUGGUAUAAAGAUUGGACCUCAGCAUUCCCCAAGCCCUAGCUUGCCCUCCUCGUCAGGUGGUGGAUCCCAGGGAGGUGGAUGCUGUUAAGGCUAAGAAAUCCUUCCCAGUUGAAAAGGGAAGCAACCACAAAGGAAAACUCAAAUUCUGUCGGCAUUUGGGAAUAUUCUGAUCACAUUUUUACACAGUGGAAAAUUAUUACAGGAAAAGUUAUUGUGGCUUUUUUUUGUUUGAAAUCCAAGUUUUUGAUAUUAUUUUUAUCUAUGAAAAAAAAUAUACUGCUGUUAAAGAGAAAUAAUAUCAAUUCAUAUGAAGUAUAUAACAUUUCACUUAGUAUCUUCUCCUAUAUUUCUCAUGAUAAUAUUUUUUACUGUUAUGUUUUUUUAUUUGACUCUUUAUACCUAUGAUAGAUUUAUUUCAUUUCCCAAGAAAAGGUUUCAUUGUGAAAAAUAAUGGGUGUGUCAUGAAGUAACAUGUAAAAUGUUACAAUAUUCCUUUUAAAAAUAAAAUUUCAGACACCAAGUAGGAAAGAAAUCUGAGUAUGUUUGAAUGGUGUAUGUGAUAAAUUUCACCUGACAAAAGAGGUGAAAUGAGUAUGGUAAAUGUAUGUGAGUUAAAAAAUGUUUUAUUUAUGGUUGUAAAAUGUGGUUUAUGUAUAUAGAUUUUAUUUCAUAGUCAUUAAUAUAUGUGUUUAUCUUUUUUCUCUAUGUUAAACCAAUGCUAUCUAUAAUUGCAAUAUUUCAUUUUUGCAAAACAAUUGACUAAAAAACUUCAAAUCAUGCUCUCAUUUUGUGCAAUUUGUAAGUUUACUUUCAUUAGCUGUAUACAAUAGUUAACAUACAACAAGAAUCAGACAACGCUAAAUACAAUACAAGGUUUAAUUGCUUUUUCAAAAAGCACAUAAUCAGAUGACUGGUUAUACAUUAAAAACUUUGUAUUAGUUUCCUUUGAUAAUUACUGUGUUUACUGCAGAUACAUGUAGUACGGUAAAUACCCACAAAUACAUGUACUUCUAUCUUGAAACUUACAACACUAUUAGGGACAUGUAUAUGUGCAAAAAAUGGGAGAAAAAUUUUCUGAUGUUGAAUUACACAUUUUUAUAGAUCUACAAUGAACAAAGUGACAUCUCUGACAUUAAGAUUAAAAUUAUGCAUUAAGUAAAAAUUCUCAAUCACAUACAUUGUACUUCAAUGCCAAAUAAUGUUCUUUUUAUCUAGCGUUGUCUGGUAAAAAUUAGCAGUGUAUAAUGUCCUCUUUGUUGUACAGUUCAUUGUGAAUUAUAGAUUCAAACUUCUACAUGCAAAAAGUAAAUUAAAGGCUAUGUAAUGUGAAGAAA